AUGCCAUUGCCACCUUUAAGGAACUUCUCUCAGUUUUCACUUUUUUUGCUUCAUUUAGAAUGUGAAAAACCUUUGGACCUCGCCAUCUUGGUUGAUAUAUCACAGAGUAUGGAUGACGAACAGCUCCAUAAAAUGGGGGAAAUCAUUAAUCAUUUGGUGGAGAACAUUGGCGUGUCUGAAAAAGACAGUCACGUUGGUGUUGUUACGUUUGGAGGCAAUGCAACCGUCCUCAACGACUUCGCCAACUCAAGGUACUACAAGGUAAGCAACUUGAAGAGGCUCGUGACCGGAGCCUUGGAAAAAACAUCGAAAAACGAUGGAACUCGCACAGACCUGGCUCAACACCUAGCUGCGAGACAUUUAUUUACCCAGGAUGGAGGCGACAGACCAGACAUCAGAAAUGUCGUACUCCUCUUUACUGACGGGAGAUUUUUUAUCAAUACAACAUGGGAUAAAAGAGAAAAUAUUACACUUAAGAACACGUCGAGAGAAUUGGAGGAAAAAAAGGCGAAGAUUUUUGUUGUUGGAGUUGGUACAGGUUUGAAAGAGAAGGAUUUUAAAGAAGCAGCUGGUCAAAGAGGAGACGUGAUUAUAAGAAAAAAUUUCGAGGAACUCGAGGAAACACUCGAUAAUUUGAUUGAGAACAUAUGCGCUGUGCCGGUAGUAACAUGUCCAGUGGACGUGGCAUUUGUCGUGGACAGUUCAACAAGUAUUUCCAGGUCAGAAUUCGACAACGAAAAGAAACUCGUGAAGGGCCUAUCAACGAGAAUGAGAAACAAAACCAAUAACUCCCGAGAAGCUCUGGUGCAAUUUAGUAUAUCAGCCUCUGUUAAAGUUAGAUUUAAUAGAACGUCAGAGAGUUUCGAAAAUGUUGUGCAGGGCAUAAGGAAAAUUGAGGGCCGAACGCGAAUCGACAAAGCCCUGGAAGCAACAUACGAAGAAUUCUUCUCAUCUGAAAGAAGGCGGGAUGCGUUUCGAAUCGCGAUAGUGAUGACGGAUGGUGUGCAGUCCACUGGUGCUAGAGGCUUAAGAGAAAGUUCCGAGCCUCUACGAAACGCAGGCGUUCGUGUAAUAGCCGUAGGAUUUGGGGCUGGCAUGGUCAGAAAAAGACUCAGACUGAUGACGGAGUCAAACGGUGACGUAGUGGAGGGCGAAAAAAUGGAAGACUAUUUUUCGGAGAUGCUCGAGAGCCUUGCAGAAACAAACUGCAGAAGGGCCAUUCGUAAGUGCUACUUAUUACCCUUCAGAUCCUAA
Stylophora pistillata is the source of this 1254-nucleotide messenger RNA. Its product is annotated as collagen alpha-1(VI) chain. Lineage: Eukaryota; Metazoa; Cnidaria; Anthozoa; Scleractinia; Pocilloporidae. The record is from RefSeq and is a predicted model, not a curated record.